UUGUCUUCUGGUCCGAGUUCUACUUGCCCUCUGAUUUAUAGUAAGACAGGCAGUAGUGUCAAAUGCGGGGAUAUUCACCCUGAUUUUAUUCCAUGUAAAAUGGACGGUCUAGGAGUGCCAUACACAGAGGUAUUCAUCCUGGUUUUAUUCCCUCUAAGAUGGACAGGUCAGGAGUGUCUAACACAGGGGUAUCUAUCCUGUUAUCCAUCCUGUUUUUUUUCCCCUGUAAGAUGGACAGGCCAGGAGUGUCAGACACAGGGAUAUCCAUCCUGUUAUCCAUCCUGGUUUAAUUCCCUGUAAGAUGGGUGUCAAACACAGGGAUAUCCAUCCUGGUUUUAUUCCGUGUAAGAUAGACAGGCCAGGAGUGUCAAGCACAGGGAUGUCCAUCCUGUUAUCCAUCCUCAUUUUCUUCCCUCUAAGAUGGAUGGGCCAGGAGUGUCAAACACAGGGAUGUCCAUCCUGAUGCCUUCCCGCACUAAGCAUUUAAGCUCAGUUUGGCAUCUUGAGUGCUGAGCUCUUGGCAGGUGUUUCUGUACCGACAAUAAUUUCAGGAGAGUAACCAUUCUGACAGGCCAUGCAAAAUAAACACUGCAGGAUCUCAGCCCUGCUAAUUUGCAGCAAUUCGUGGAGAAAAGCCAGCAUACAGCAUUUGCUGACAAGAUUUAUCUCUCCAAUUGAUUGCAGUUAACAUCAUGCUUCCCUUAGGCAGAUGAGGAUUAUAGAGAUCUGCCUUCAAGAAGGAAGGCAUUUGCUAAUUGCAUUCAUUAAUUACAUGGACUCUGUUGAAUGACAUUCUCCAGUGUGGAAAAAUGCAAAAUGUUUGAUCGUCUCUAUUUAUUUGUAAUAGAAACAUAAAGCCUUUAGCCAAUGAUGUAAACAAAGAUUUAGUGGGAGUAUCAGCCUAAAAAGCAAAGUGUGAAGUUCACAGCUUAACGUUUUAGUAAGUGAUGAAACUAAAGCCAGUACUUAAAGCAGAGGCCAGCACACAACAAAAAUACAGUUAAAUACAUAUUAAUUUUAUUCUAAAGAUACAGACAAAUAAAGAAAAACUGAUCUAAUGAAUUACAAAGUGUUAAGACUGUUUCACUGACAUAUUCUUCCUGUUGUCCCUUUGUCUAGUUUUAAGGAUAACCUGCAUAGCUUGAAGUUGUCCAUGAUUCUUUUGUUGUGAAAAAUUGUUGGGGCUGGGAUGAAAGUUGUUUUUCUUCAUGCAUUAUUCUGCUGGUUUGCAAAAACCACGACAGAAGAGAGAAAACAAUUACAAAACAAUGAGUUCAGUUUCUUGUUUGUUUGUACUUGCAGUCUUGCUGUUGUGGAAGCACAGGCCUGAAAUGCUUCUCUGGUUGUCAGUUCCAGGUGAUGUUCAAAAGCAUUCCCCUGAAGCAAGGAAGUCUGAGUUAUUGAAAAGAAACUAGAGAGCAAGGCCCCUUCUUGCUGAGUGUAUUGCAGGAUCAGCACAGGAAAGGCCCAGGGUCUGUAAGAGAAGGUGGGUGAGGAAAGUUAGGUGAUAAAGUGCUGAGAGGCUCUUCCUUUGCCUCUCAGUGCAGUACUGUGGCUCUCCACUCUCCGUGCUUUUGAUUCUUAAAUGAAUCUGAACUCUGACACACCAAUAUUUCAUUCUUCUUCAUUACCUGUGUGAAGUGUACUACACACCGUGAGUGGUGUGACAAGGCCAUCCAGUCCAAAUGUAUCACCUUUGAAAAAUUAAUUUAAAUGUGUUGGAUUCAGACAGCUUGGAGCAUGUUCAUAUAGUGUCUCACAGUGGGCUACAGGGAUGGAGGUCUGCUUUCUUCUACAACUGACAGCAUCCACAUGAGACUGUUGCACCAUAAGACUAACCAAUCCUUUUAAAUACUGGCUGAAAUGCAAUGAAUUAGGACUACUCUGGUUAAGAUAAGAUUUGGGGAUUUUUUCUAUUUGUCAAUUUUGGAGCCGGCAGAUUGAUAAAUCUUAGGGAGAGAAGGGAAUUCCUUUAAUUGCUUGCCUUUAAAAAAAGCUUUUGAUCAUCACCAUUCAUCACCAUUAUAAAACUGGUAAUUGAUGGUGUCUCUUCAAACAUCCUACUGAUAACCACUGCUAUGUCCACAGGCCCUGCAACGCCAGAGUCUUCCUGCAAAAUCUGAAGAUUCAGUGGAAGAACACUAAAUGGAGUAGAUUUCUGUGUGUAUACUUUCAGGGCAGAGGGAGUUGUUAAAAGGUUGCACAUUCCAUUUUUAGCUCUAUAGGCUGUCCCACUAACUGGUUGUUUCUCAUUGGAUAAGUUAAGAGUACUCUUCUGACUGGGUGUCUUGAUAGCUUCUUCUUUGAAUACCACUUCUUUCAGACUUAUGACUGGGCAGGGGCAAGGCACAAGAGCACAGGGAUCUAUCUCCUCUUCUUGAAGUCCCUGGUGGUGCAAAGCCUUGAAGUCACUGAAGAAACAUCACUUACAUAGCAUUUUUCUCCUUUCAGGAAUUGCCAUCCAUCACUAUGAAAAACAACAUCCUGUGAGUUCGUUUCAAACUUUCUUCAGAUAAGUUGUGCUCUGAGCUCUGCUGAGGAAAGCUGAUGUCCUUGGGGAAGCAUGGCCUUCCGUGGCUGGAACUGGCUCCUCCUCUUGGGCAGGCAGAACACCCUUGCCAAGGUGUGGAGAAGCAGGAGAGGAGGCCCCUCUCUGUGCUGGCAGCGCUGCUGCCACUGGAGCUCAGGCAAGCAUCUGGACCCUGAGGUGAGAGCAUUUUUGGAGGAGAACACCGAGGUCACCAACAGCGGGCACCUCACCCCAGAGAUCCGGCUGCGCCUCCUCACCCCCCGCUGCAGGUUCUGGAGAGAAAAGCCUGACCUGUGGCCUUAUGGGGACCCAUUCUGGGCAAUUUACUGGCCAGGAGGCCAAGCCCUCUCCAGGUAUAUUUUAGAUAAUCCACGUGUGGUUAAAGGGCGAUCGGUUCUGGAUCUUGGAAGUGGAUGUGGAGCAACAGCAAUAGCUGCUGUGAUGAGUGGUGCAUCCCAAGUCCUUGCCAAUGACAUUGACCCUAUUGCAGGAAUGGCAAUGAUCUUGAACUGUGAACUGAACCACCUGAAUCCCUUCCCCAUCACCAUUAAGAAUAUCAUUAAUUCAGAGGCUGGCAACUGGGACCUCAUAGUUCUAGGAGAUAUGUUUUAUGAUGAACAACUUGCUGAUGGUCUGCAUCACUGGCUGCAGAAGUGCAUCAGGAUUCACCAGACUGAAGUGCUGAUUGGUGACCCUGGCAGGCAUCAGUUUUUAAGCCACAGCAUUCACAGUCAGCUGCACAAAGUUAUAGAAUAUUCACUGCCUGAGUCUACGAGACAAGAAAACUACGGGCUAACAUCAAGUAUUGUCUGGAGCUAUCAGCCCUCAAACAGCUUAGAUGAUUCUUGAAGCUGCCUUUCUAUGGGAUUUUGUCUCACUUGAUUGGCUUUUUGCAGGUAUAUAACAUGAAAAUGGGAAUUAAAGAGGGAACAUUAUCUGUUAAAGUAAAGCAGCUUACUGUACCUUCACUGGACUGAUUCAAUCAUACUCACUGAGGCUUUUGCUCAAUUUGAUGUAAAAGCUACAUGCAAACUGUAUUCAAAGGGUCCUGCACUGAAGUGCAGAUCUACAGACAACUUACAUGUAGGGGUUUGCAUGCUUGAUGUUUCCCAUGUGUAUUUGUGUCCUGCUGCCAUUACUGUGAAAUGUUUUGGAUGUCCAGCAUACUGCUGUGGGGAGAGGGCUGUGGCUGAAGGACUACUGCACUGCUUCUACAGGCUUCUGCAGCUUAUUUAUAGAGAAUUUCUAAAUAUAGAAAAUUAUUGCUGUCCUCCAUAAAAUUCUUCACUAGAUUUUUAGCUCAUAAUAUGCUCAACUUGAAGUGCCUUGCUCUUUUUCUAGGUAUCUCUUCUGAAUGUCAAAGUAACUAAUUUAAAUCUCCCCCUUUCCAUCUGUAAUAAAAAUUUCCUCUUCCUUGAAACUGACAGUGUGAUAAUGUAGGAGUUGCACCCAAAUCUAAACUCUGCUUCUUGACUGCCAGCCAGUGUAAAAGCUGUAAUAAAUGGAAAUUGAAUAAAUA
This is a messenger RNA of Haemorhous mexicanus (house finch), 4049 nucleotides long. RefSeq names its product electron transfer flavoprotein subunit beta lysine methyltransferase (gene ETFBKMT). The transcript has 4 exons. The record is from RefSeq and is a predicted model, not a curated record. Lineage: Eukaryota; Metazoa; Chordata; Aves; Passeriformes; Fringillidae. Gene Ontology annotation, molecular function: protein-lysine N-methyltransferase activity. The coding region runs from base 2564 to 3379 and encodes 271 amino acids. Gene Ontology annotation, cellular component: mitochondrial matrix. Gene Ontology annotation, biological process: peptidyl-lysine trimethylation.